AUGGAGUAUCUUGCCAAAAUUGUUAGUGAGCAAAAAUUAGAGACUAAUAUUCAGACUAGCCAAGAAAGUUAUUUUUACCAUUCUGAACCAAUUGCUUACAAUCCUAAUUCGAUUGGAAAGUUAAAUCUAACCACCGAUAAAUUUUUCCAAUCUUUCGAACGAGAAGUUAAAGAUAUUACUGAGAGAUUUGGGAAAGCGAGUAGUUUAGUUCAAAUCGAAGGUGGAGUUGAAUUGAAAAUGGAAGAAAAUGCCAUUAAUCUUUUGCAUUCUUAUAUUGACACCAAUAACACCAAAACCCUAAAAAAAAUGUCGGAUUAUCUCUUUAAGGAAACUGGCCAAUUAUUUAGUGUUCCAACCAUUUUUCGAGUAUUAAAGAAAAACAAAACCACUUAUAAAAAGGGAGGAGUUCCUCGUUAUGGUCGUUCUCCUAGUAAUUGUCGAGUAGUUAUUAAGCGACCGGAUAAAAGAGAAGUUAAUUACACUUUGCUGCUUUGUAUUCGGAAUGUAGAAAAGAAUGGAACUAUUCACUACAAACUUAUUAAAGGCGGUGCCAAGACUAAAGAUUUUCACGAGUUUUUAUCUAAUGUUAAUUUUCCUACUGAUAAAGAGAACCAUCUCUUUUUGGAUAAUGCAAGAAUUCAUCAUGCCACCAAAAGUUGCAAGAAGUUAAAACUGUCAACCAUCAAGGAGUUGGCAAUAGAGAAAAAUACCCAACUUAUUCACUUAGUUUCUUAUUCUCCUCAGUUAAAACCAGCAGAGUUAUGUAUCAAUGAAAUUCGGCAGUAUGUGGAAAAACAACGAGCGAGAACCGAAGAGAAGUUAGGAAUUGCGAUAGAUGAAGCGAUUAGAGAAUUACAAAAACAAGAUUUAACUAAAUAUUUCAGAAAAUGUUUUACUUUAAAAUAA
This is a messenger RNA of Funneliformis geosporum, 906 nucleotides long. Lineage: Eukaryota; Fungi; Glomeromycota; Glomeromycetes; Glomerales; Glomeraceae. The record is from the annotation of a GenBank genome assembly.